CACUUAUUUGGAUUAAUUAAAAAUUUCGAUCUGUGUCUCCAAGUGCAGGAUUGAAAGAUGGGUCAAGCAUUGGGUUGUUAUCAAGUAGAUCAGUCAAAUGUUGCGAUCAAAGAGCAGUUCGGAAGAUUUGUUGAUGUUCUUGAACCUGGAUGCCAUUGCUUGCCCUGGUGUCUUGGUUAUCAAAUAGCUGGUGGAUUAUCGCUUCGAGUGCAGCAACUCGAUGUCAAAUGCGAGACAAAAACCAAGGAUAAUGUCUUUGUCAUGGUGGUUGCAUCUGUACAAUACCGCGCUGUGGCUGACAAAGCAUCCGAUGCGUUUUACAGGCUCACCAACACAAGGGAGCAGAUCCAGUCAUAUGUUUUCGACGUUAUAAGGGCCAGUGUGCCAAAGUUGGAACUGGAUGCAGUCUUUGAGCAGAAGAAUGAUAUAGCGAAGGCUGUCGAAGACGAGCUUGAGAAGGCGAUGUCUAACUACGGAUACGAGAUAGUCCAGACUCUCAUUGUUGAUGUAGAGCCUGAUGUUAAUGUCAAAAGAGCAAUGAAUGAAAUCAAUGCAGCUGCAAGACUGAGGUUGGCUGCAAACGACAAAGCCGAAGCAGAAAAGAUACUGCAGAUCAAGAAAGCCGAGGGAGAAGCCGAGUCAAAAUAUCUGUCAGGACUCGGUAUAGCUCGGCAACGUCAGGCCAUCGUGGACGGACUGAGGGACAGUGUGCUUGCGUUCUCAGAGAAUGUACCCGGGACAUCAGCUAAAGAUGUGAUGGACAUGGUAUUGGUGACUCAAUACUUUGACACCAUGAAGGAAAUUGGUGCAUCUUCAAAGUCUUCAUCUGUGUUCAUACCACAUGGUCCUGGUGCUGUUAGAGACAUUGCUGUGCAGAUUAGAGAUGGUCUCCUUCAGGGAAAUGCGGCAAAUUUAUAAGUGUUUAUGGAGUUAUAUAAAUUGCAUAGCAUUGCUUUUUAUCGCACCAACUUCUGAGUGAAAGUGUUUCUGAUAUUAAACACGUGUCGAUGUCGGAUAUUGACACGUAUCAUGUUUAUAUUGAACCAUUUUUAUUUUCUCGAAUUAUUAUCAUUAGCGUUUUUUGUAUUUGUGUCGUGUUCAAAGUCUUUGUGUGUGUCAUGUUUCAUAGUUUGUUAUGUUUGAAUGAUUGUAUAUUUUUCUUUUAUAUUGUAAAGAUGAAUAUCAGAAUCUCUAGCUAAUUUCCAAUUUUUGUUUGUUAAUA
Messenger RNA from Cicer arietinum (chickpea), 1222 nucleotides. Its product is annotated as hypersensitive-induced response protein 2-like. The record is from RefSeq and is marked provisional. Lineage: Eukaryota; Viridiplantae; Streptophyta; Magnoliopsida; Fabales; Fabaceae. Gene Ontology annotation, cellular component: mitochondrion.